CUUUACUUUCUUUGUUCUUUUUGUCUUUUUUGAAAGGGGUUUUUAUUUACUUUCUAAACCAGAUGAUUACGUAUGCUAUAAUUCAUUAUAGCUCCACAGCCACGAUGAAGUUCGUAACUGAUUUUGUGGAGACACUACAAUUUUCUAAUUGAGUCAAAGCUGUAAUUGAAAAUGGAAUCGUUUCGUUAAUGGCCAAUAGCAAUAGCAUCAACUGCUUACAGCAUGAAAACACAUAAAAAAUCUCGUCUUGUUUCAUCCGCUAUCUCUGCUUACAAGUUUCAUAAUGUAUCGCCAAAUUUCAACUAUAACCGAGCUGCAGAAGUUUCUUCGAUCAUCAAUCAAUUUAUGGGAUGGAGUCAGUAGCAUAAAAUCUGCGCCUUUAUUGAGAUUGUAUCACCCAAUGAUCGAAGCAGAAAAGGUGUCAAAGAGUACGAUUCCCAGACGAGAUUACUCACUCAAACAAGACGUAGCUAGGGCAAAUUGUACGAUCACACGAUUAUGCGAAGAGGGGAAAAUUUGUGAAGCACGCCAAAUUUUUGAAGUUAUGCCUGAACGGGAUGUGAUUUCGUGGACGGCUCUGAUUUCGGGAUACAUGAAGCGUGGUCUGGUUGGAGAAGCGCGGGAGCUUUUCAACAGGGUUGAUGCUGUGAGAAAUGACGUUACUUGGACGGCUAUGAUAUCCGGGUACUUGAAAACGAAGAGAGUUGCUGAGGCAGAGAAGCUGUUCGACGAAAUGCCGGAAAGGAACGUGGUGGCUUGGAACACUAUGAUUGAGGGGUAUGUCCGAAUCGGCGAGAUUGAUCAGGCAUUGGUGCUGUUUGAGAGGAUGAGAGAGAGGAACAUUCUUUCUUGGAACACGGUGAUCGCGGGGUUGGUGAGCUGCGGAAGGGUGGAGGAGGCGAGGGGGGUCUUUGACCGGAUGCCUGCAAGGAAUGUGGUUUCUUGGAACAUCUUGAUAUCGGGGCUAUCGAGAAAUGGGAGGGUUGAUGAGGCUAGGUUGCUCUUUGACAGGAUGCCCGAGCGUAGUGUUGUAUCUUGGAACGCGAUGAUCACUGGUUUUAUGCAGAAUGGCGAGUUGGAGAAGGGGAGGAGGUUGUUUGAUGAGAUGCCGGGGAAGAAUGUGGUGUCUUGGACUGCUGUCAUAAGCGGGUAUACGCAACAUGGCAGAAGCGAGGAGGCUUUGAGAAUGUUCCACACGAUGAGUAGGAGUCGAAGGGUGAGGCCGAAUGAAGGGACAUUUGCGAGUGUUUUGGGGGCUUGUAGUGACUUGGCUGGUCUUGUUGAAGGAUUGCAAGUGCAUCAAGUAAUAAGCAAGACAGUGUAUCGAGAGAGUGAGUUUGUGAUCUCAUCACUAAUCAACAUGUAUUCGAAAUGUGGAGAUGUGGUGAUGGCUAGAAAAGUGUUUGAUCGCGGGAUGAGGAGGCGCUGCAGAGACUUGGUGUGUUGGAACUCCAUGAUCUCCGCCUAUGCUCACCACGGAUGUGGAAGGGACGCGAUCAUGGUGUUUGAGGAGAUGCGAAGUAGGGGUGUCAAGCCAAACAAUGUUACCUAUGUUGGCUUGCUCUCAGCUUGCAGCCAUGCCGGUCUAGUGCAGGAAGGGCUGGAUUACUUUGAAAUGCUUGUGAAAAGCAAGUCCAUAGAAGUGAGGGAGGAGCACUAUACGUGCAUAAUCGAUCUGUAUGGCCGAGCAGGAAGACUAGAGGAGGCGUUGGAGCUUAUCAAGAAGCUUCAGACAAAAGCAUCAAUAAAUAGUUGGUGCACACUUCUCUUGGGAUGUAACAUUCACGGGAAUGAUGGUAUAGAAAAACAGAUAUUAGAGAAACUUUUGGAUGUGGAAACAGCAGGGAAUGCUGGCACUUACGCGCUGGUGUCUAGCUCAUACGCUGCUCGAGGGAAGACGAUGGAGGCUGAGAUGGUGAGGCUGAGGAUGAAGAAGGAGGGGCUGAAGAAGCAGCCUGGUUGCAGUUGGAUUGAAGUUGGGAACAAGUUUCAUGUAUUUGUUGUUGGAGACAGAUGUAGUGAAGAUCAUCAAGGUAUGCAAUCCUUAGUCUUUGAUCUUCAUGAGAAAAUGAAGAAGAUUGGUGAUGGUGGUGACACACUAUUAUUUGACAAUGAAUGAUGAAUUCCAAAACUCACCUUCAAGAACGAGCCAAUCGAACUUGAUCUGCCUAUUGCAGUUUGCCUCAAAUAGUGGCUGCGAGUUUUUUUGUAGUCACCCAAAGGAAAGUAAUAUAAGUAAAAGUUAAUCAACAAAUUGUAAAGUUUUAGUCAUAAUGUUAUUUAUGGAGACAUUGAAUUGCACAUAGAAUAUGCCUUU
This is a messenger RNA of Salvia miltiorrhiza (redroot sage), 2317 nucleotides long. Its product is annotated as pentatricopeptide repeat-containing protein At2g35030, mitochondrial-like. Gene Ontology annotation, biological process: RNA modification. NCBI's taxonomy places the organism in Eukaryota, Viridiplantae, Streptophyta, Magnoliopsida, Lamiales, Lamiaceae. The transcript has a single exon. The record is from RefSeq and is a predicted model, not a curated record. Gene Ontology annotation, molecular function: protein binding; RNA binding. Bases 284 to 2119 code for a protein of 611 amino acids.